AAAAUGAAUUGCAAAUAUUUUUCUAGUUGUCGCAAUUCUUUAAAGUGAUCCGAGUUUUUCAUUAAUAUUUCGUUAAUUUAAUGUAUAAUAAUUAUUAAUUAGUGAAUCAGAAAGGUGCACAGAAGCUAGCAAAAUGGUUCUCGAAAGUACUAUGAUCUGUGUUGAUAAUAGCGAUUAUAUGAGAAAUGGUGAUUUCAUUCCUACUCGAAUGCAAGCUCAACAAGACGCUAUAAACUUGGUUUGUCAUUCUAAAACUAGAUCGAAUCCGGAAAACAAUGUCGGUUUGAUCACACUAGCUGAUAGAGUCGAAGUGCUUACUACUUUGACUACAGAUGUUGGAAAAAUCUUAGCUAAAUUGCAUCAGGUUCAGCCCUGCGGUGAUAUCAAUUUUCUAACUGGAAUGCGUAUAGCUCACUUGGCUUUGAAACAUCGUCAAGGUAAAAAUCAUAAAAUGAGAAUUGUUGCUUUUGUCGGAAGUCCCGUUGAACAUGACGAAAAGGAAGCUGUCAAAGUAGCUAAACGAUUGAAGAAAGAAAAAGUAAACGUUGAUAUUGUAUCGUUUGGCGAAGACGCUCUAAAUGGUACAGUUUUGUCUACGUUUAUCAACACUAUCAAUGGAAAAGAGGGAAAUUCGAGCCAUUUAGUUUCUAUUCCACCUGGCCCUCAUUUAUCCGAUGCUUUGUUAUCUUCUCCAGUCAUUCAAGGUGAAGAUGGCUCUGGUGGAGCUGGACUAGGCGGAUCAGGCUUUGAAUUCGGCGUUGAUCCUAAUGAAGAUCCGGAAUUGGCUUUGGCCUUACGUGUCAGUAUGGAAGAACAAAGACAACGCCAGCAAGAAGAAGCUCGACGAACUCAGACUACCGAAACUCCUUCGGCUACUGCUCCUCCGACUAGCCACGAAGUUUCCAGCGACGAAGCGAUGUUAGAACGGGCUUUGGCUAUGUCGAUCGAAGAAUCCGCUCCUCCUGCUGCUGCUCCUGUUGCUGCUGCUGCUAGUGCUGCCCCUCAAGAACCAGAUUUCAGCGCUAUGACUGAAGACGAACAGAUCGCUUUCGCUUUAAGAAUGAGUAUGCAAGAUGUGGUCGCCACACCAUCGUCAUCAUCCAGUGGCUCGGAGGAGAAAAAAGAAGAACCCUCGAAAGCCAAACCGAAAGACGAAGAAAUGGAAGUAGAUUAUAGUAACGUAACCGAUACAGAUUUCUUAAAAAGUGUCUUGGAACGACUACCAGGUGUAGAUCCGCAAAAUCCCGAAGUACAAGAAGCCUUAAAAUCUGCCGGCAAAGAUGAAUCAAAAGAUAAAGAUAAAGAUAAGAAAAAAGACGCUAAAAAGUAAACACCAACCGACCACCAUUCGUGAUUUUUUUACUGUGCAGAAACGAAUAGAGCCAAGAUACGAAAAUUAUUAUCGUCUGCGGUUUUUUCUUUUUUUUUACAUGAAUUACGCUCGUUUAAUCGAUAACACUAUUACCGUUACGAGAUUUUUUAAAAUCUUUCUUUAUGUGGAGAAACAAAAAAAUUUGAGGUAUGUUAGAUGUCAUAUUUGUGUAAUUAUUCAAUAUAAAAAUAUUUCAUUAUUUU
This is a messenger RNA of Planococcus citri (citrus mealybug), 1575 nucleotides long. RefSeq names its product regulatory particle non-ATPase 10 (gene Rpn10). Gene Ontology annotation, biological process: proteasome-mediated ubiquitin-dependent protein catabolic process. Gene Ontology annotation, molecular function: polyubiquitin modification-dependent protein binding. Gene Ontology annotation, cellular component: proteasome regulatory particle, base subcomplex; nucleus; cytosol. The record is from RefSeq and is a predicted model, not a curated record. Lineage: Eukaryota; Metazoa; Arthropoda; Insecta; Hemiptera; Pseudococcidae. The transcript has 9 exons. The coding region runs from base 134 to 1330 and encodes 398 amino acids.